AGUAAUUAUCAAAGUUGUUGGCAAUUUUAGUGUAGUUGAAGUAAAACGUUGAAAUAAUAAGAUACAAGUACCACCAGUUUGUUCUUAGGUAUAGCAUUUGAUCACAUGUAUUUAGUUGCUUUCAUAUUUCUGAUAUUGUGAAGCGUGACAUCCAAAAAGCCUCAAAACCAAAAAAUAAUGUUAAUCAAUGAGUUGUUCAAGUCAAAAAUGUCAAACAUUUGUUGCUUCCAGUUUGUCAGAAAUGAGAAUUUACUGAUGUCCAUCAUCUCACAUUUUAUUACAAAACAAAACGCAUCUGAUGGCUCCAGGAAGGCAUGCAGACAGACGGUCAGGAUGCGUGAAUACAAACUGGUUGUUUUAGGAUCAGGGGGAGUCGGCAAGUCAGCUCUGACUGUCCAGUUCGUUCAGGGAAUCUUUGUGGAAAAAUACGACCCAACGAUAGAGGACUCCUAUAGGAAGCAAGUCGAGGUCGAUGGACAGCAGUGCAUGUUGGAGAUCCUGGACACAGCAGGAACAGAGCAGUUCACGGCAAUGAGAGACCUGUACAUGAAGAACGGUCAGGGCUUUGCUCUGGUUUACUCCAUCACCGCUCAGUCGACCUUCAACGACCUCCAGGACCUCAGAGAGCAGAUCCUCAGAGUGAAGGACACCGAGGACGUUCCCAUGAUCUUGGUGGGAAACAAGUGUGACUUGGAGGUGGAGCGUGUGGUGGCCAAAGAGUCGGGCAUCGGCCUCGCCCGCCAGUGGAACUCCUGCGCCUUCCUGGAGACCUCGGCCAAGAGCAAGAUCAACGUCAAUGAGAUCUUCUACGACCUUGUGCGACAGAUUAACAGGAAGAGUCCAGUUCCAGGGAAAGCUCGCAAAAAGUCCACCUGUCAGCUUCUCUAAUGACAGUUUUCUGCUCACCUGACCAACAACCAACCAACCAACCGAUCACAGGACAUCUUCCAGCUGGCCACGCCCCUUUAACACAGCCAUGUCAUCAUCAACAUCAGCCACCUGUGACCUCUGUUACCUUGACAACCACAUCUCCCAUCCCCCUACCAUGCUGUCUAACAGAGACUGUUGCCUUGGAAACAUUUAAACCAAACAUCAAAAGACUGCACUGGUAGUGCUGAUGAUGAUGACGAUUCUUCUAUUGCGGUAAUGGGGAUGUACCCAAAUUUAAACCACGGUUCCCAUCAUGCUCUCUGUUUGGCCAUUUUGUGGUGGGGAGUGGCUUCUUCCUUUUUAGUUUUAGAAGUUUUUCAUUUCCUUUCUUUUCAUUUCCUUUUCUUUAUUUUCCUGCAGUCCCGAGCCAGCUUGACCACUUCACCGUCAGCCAUGUUGCCGCCACAGUUACCAUGGUGAUGCAGUGGCUAACGUGGCUGACUCUGUGUGCAUGGCUCUGGUUGAACCUGUGGAUCCAUAUAGUGAUUAUUAUUAUUAUUGCAGUGGUUAUUAUUAUGAUUCUGUGUGAAAAGAUUUAAAAGUCAUUUAAUGUUUUUGUUUUGGGGUGGGGGUGCAGCAGGUUGUGGGGUCAGCUCACCGUGCUGGUAGCUUUGAGCUAGUCUAAGUUAUCUGACUGCUGUAAGUGUGAGUCUGCAAUAUUCUGAGAUGCACACACAUGCUAUUUCUUGGGCGUUUUCUGUGAUAGCAUAUUUUUAAAAAAAUUAAAGUGUCUUUAUAACUUUGGGCUACCUUGUUCAGCUACCAGAAUGGAUUAGCUAACAAUGCUUUUGUACUUGUUUGUCAAGAGUUAGCAUUGUUAGCAUAUUCAAAAAAAAAAAAAAAA
Messenger RNA from Monopterus albus (swamp eel), 1774 nucleotides. Its product is annotated as ras-related protein Rap-1b. The coding region runs from base 178 to 888 and encodes 236 amino acids. The record is from RefSeq and is a predicted model, not a curated record. Lineage: Eukaryota; Metazoa; Chordata; Actinopteri; Synbranchiformes; Synbranchidae. Gene Ontology annotation, biological process: Rap protein signal transduction. Gene Ontology annotation, molecular function: GTPase activity; GTP binding. Gene Ontology annotation, cellular component: membrane. The transcript has 8 exons.